CGUUAUUCACGUGACAGUCGUGGAGUGAGGUGGCGCGCCGACCGCCGAACAAGAGGCAAGAGCAAUCGCGUCGGCGAGUCGAUUGACCCAGCGGCGGCCAGAGUCAUCCACGCCACGCCCACGUCCACGUUCACGUUCUUCCAAGGAAACUUUUAUCCACUUCAUUUCCUAUUUGAGGCUUGUAAAACGAGAUGUGAUCGCGUCAUGGAUGAAUGGGACCUUCUCUCUCUGCUUCCCUCCACUCUCACCGAAUCUUUUUCAGUUCACUGGCGUCUCAACGCUUAAUUCUCACCUCUCCCACCCCCACCCCUUCUUUUUUAUCUCCUCCAUUUUCUCCCCAACUCGAUUCCAAACCCCGAAAGAAAAUUCAGUCGUCGCAAGAAAGAAAAUCCUUUCGCUUUCAGUUCCAUUUUAGAGCCGACUUUUUGGCUAAAAAGUUCGAAAUCUGUUCUUUUUGACCUGCAAUCUGUAAACUGGUCUCGGCUUUCCUUUUUAUAUGGAGAUUUCAUCGGUUCCCGAGUUUAAUCUGGGGUACCUUAACCCGAAGCUAUCCAGAUUGCGUUAGUGGCGGCUUGGGAUUCUAGGUUUGUUAGCUUCUGUUGCUUCUUGGGUUCGGGAGAUUACUUGCCAGUCAAUCUGGCUUUGGAUUCAUGUUUACCUGUAUACUUCGUAUGAAUUGCAGAGCCCCUUUUGGAUUUGGGUCUCUGAGUUUCAACGGUUUAAAUGAUCUUGCAAUCUGCUUCUGCGAGCUGGGUUGUCUCGCAUCUUGUUUGGGUCUCGCCUUCCGUUUAUCCUCGUAAGAUUGAUAGAAUUGGGGUUAGGAGUGGAGGUGGAAAUGUAAGGAAUUCCCGGUUAAUUGGGUGCUGUGGGAAAAAAUUAUUUCUUGGAAUUGUCUCCAGUAAGGUUUCUCGAAGAAGAUGGAUUUGUAGAGCAUGUAUGCUUCCUUCGGCCGAUGGUCGAAAUCCGAAUCUGAGUAUUGAGUUUUGCAAUUCAGCAAGGCGGGGCGCAAAAGUCUUGGUUGCUAAGCGAUUUGUAGAUGAAUUGGACCAUGGAGAACUUGCUCCGGAGCAUAUUCAAAUGGCGUCGAGUUUUACUAGCUUCCAGGAAGAUCCUAUGGUCGAUAAACUCAGGACUCAGCUAGGAGUAAUCCACCCCAUUCCCUCUCCUCCAAUCAACAGGAAUGUGGUGGGUCUUUUUGUCUUCUUUUUCUUUGUUGGGGUUGUCUUUGAUAAGCUGUGGACAUCAAGGAAGAGAAAUAAACAGAGCCCUGAUGCUCGGACUGGUAUUUGGCCACAGGUGCCUACAAGCUUUUCUUUGUUCCUCGAGAAGGAUUUACAAAGAAAAGAGUCUGUGGAAUGGGUGAACAUGGUUCUCGGAAAACUGUGGAAGGUGUACAGAUCUGGUAUUGAGAAUUGGAUCAUUGGGUUGCUUCAGCCGGUCAUUGAUAAUCUGAAGAAACCUGAUUAUGUGGAGAGGGUUGAAAUAAAACAAUUCUCGCUCGGGGAAGAGCCACUCUCUGUCAGGAAUGUUGAGCGCAGAACGUCUCGUCGGGUUAAUGAUUUGCAGUACCAAAUAGGCCUCCGUUACACUGGUGGUGCUAGAAUGCUAUUGAUGCUGUCAUUAAAGUUUGGCAUCAUUCCUAUAAUUGUACCUGUUGGUGUUCGAGAUUUUGACAUUGAUGGGGAACUAUGGGUCAAAUUGCGGUUAAUACCAUCAGAGCCUUGGGUUGGAGCUGUUUCAUGGGCAUUUGUUUCCCUUCCAAAGAUAAAGUUUGAGUUGUCACCAUUUCGUUUGUUCAAUCUCAUGGCAAUCCCAGUCCUCUCAAUGUUCUUGACUAAGCUUCUCACUGAGGACCUCCCUCGUCUCUUUGUACGGCCAAAGAAGAUUGUCUUAGAUUUCCAAAAGGGAAAAGCAGUUGGUCCUGUUUCAAGUGAUAUCAAAACUGGGGAAAUUCAAGAAGGAAACAAGGAUUUUGUUGGAGAACUGUCAGUGACUCUAGUAGAUGCCCGAAAGCUUGCCUAUGUUUUCUAUGGAAAAACAGAUCCAUAUGUUGUCCUUACCCUGGGUGAUCAAGUAAUUCGUAGUAAAAAGAACAGUCAGACCACUGUUAUUGGGCUUCCUGGUGAGCCAAUAUGGAAUCAGGAUUUUCAUAUGCUUGUUGCAAACCCUAGAAAACAGAAACUAAGCAUCCAAGUGAGGGAUUCCCUUGGCUUCACAGACUUCACCAUAGGUACAGGAGAGGUUGAGCUGGGAUCUCUUCAAGAUACUGUGCCAACGGAUAGAAUUGUGGUCUUGCAAGGUGGUUGGGGAAUAUUCAGAAAGAGAUCUUCUGGAGAAAUAUUACUUCGGUUGACAUAUAAAGCAUAUGUUGAGGAUGAAGAGGAUGAUGCAGUUGAGGCUGAAUCUGUGGAUACUGAUGCCUCUGAUGAUGAGUUGUCAGAGAUUGAUGAAGUAGAUUCCAAAGAUGAAGAGCGUCUGAAAGACUCCCCUGAUGGAACAGAUAAAGAAUCUUUUAUGAAUGUAUUAGCAGCUUUGCUUGUAAGUGAAGAAUUCCAAGGGAUAGUAUCCUCUGAAACAGGAAAUACUAAACCCUCUGAAGAUGCCAAAAAUCUGGAAUCAAAUUUAUCAAGACCCCGUACUGCUAAUUUUCUAACUACUAAUUCAGAAAAUGGUUCUGAAGGUCCCAGUAGUGGAUCUGCAUUAUUUUGGUUUGCCGUGAUUACAAGUAUAGCAGUGCUGAUUGCUCUCAAUAUUGGUGGUUCAAACAUCUUCAAUCCUUGAUAUGCCAUGUCCCUUAUGCAAUUUUGAUGAAGCAAGUGGAUUUCUUAUUGGAUCAAAGUUUGAUGGAAACAAGGGCGGACAUUCAAAGGAUGAACUUUCUUCUUUUGUGCAGGUAGAGCCAUGAUCUUCCAUUAUGAGCCUAAAGAGUAAAGGGUCUCUCAAGUGAAAAUUAUUCCUGUUUGAAUCUAAAUAUAUUUUACUUCAUGUAAAUUUGUGGUUAGCUGAGAAAUGUUCUAUUGGCGGCAGGAUUUUUUGUUUCUAUACCUCCUGGGCCAUAAACCCAGAUGCCCUUGUAAGCUCAUUCACUGUUCAUAUUACAAAAAUUUCAAAAAGAAAAAAAAAAUUCUUGGAUAAGAAUGGUACAAAGGACUAUAUCCAAGAGAGAGUUAUAAAGCAUGUUUAAUGCAAUUAACCUUUACUUUCUUUAAA
Messenger RNA from Nelumbo nucifera (sacred lotus), 3210 nucleotides. It is a transcript of the gene NTMC2T5.2, whose product is annotated as Calcium-dependent lipid-binding (CaLB domain) family protein. The record is from RefSeq and is a predicted model, not a curated record. Gene Ontology annotation, molecular function: lipid binding. NCBI's taxonomy places the organism in Eukaryota, Viridiplantae, Streptophyta, Magnoliopsida, Proteales, Nelumbonaceae.